Hemicordylus capensis (graceful crag lizard) is the source of this 10198-nucleotide messenger RNA. It is a transcript of the gene HEG1, whose product is annotated as heart development protein with EGF like domains 1. Gene Ontology annotation, biological process: heart development. Gene Ontology annotation, molecular function: calcium ion binding. The record is from RefSeq and is a predicted model, not a curated record. The transcript has 20 exons. NCBI's taxonomy places the organism in Eukaryota, Metazoa, Chordata, Lepidosauria, Squamata, Cordylidae. Bases 284 to 5470 code for a protein of 1728 amino acids.
GCCUACCUUGGAGUGCUUUUACUUUCAGGCUCGGUGCAAUGAGCAUGCGGCGGCGAGCCACUUACUGGGCUGCGGCUCCCUCCGGCUCUGCUCCCGACCAUGCCAUCCCUCUCUCGAGCAGCUCCACGGCGGAGGAGCCGCGGAACUUGUAGAGGCGCGGCUGCUCCUUCCCGCUGAUCGCUCUCCUCCUCCUCCUCCUUCCGCGGGGUUUACAGCCACCCGGAGUUCUUCUUCUUCUUCUUCUGAAGUACUCCCCCGCCGGGCAUGUGAAGCCCUGAGCAUCAUGCCAGCAAGGUGCACUUUGCUGCUCCAUCGACUCAGCCUCCUUCUGCUCGUGGGGCUGCAGCAGCAGCAGCAGCACCUCUUGGCGGGAUCUUCCCCCCUCGGCUCCCCCUCCUCCUCUCCUUCUUCUUCCUCCUCCUUUGCCUCCACCGAUCGCUCCCAGCAGUUCGCCGCGGCGGGGCCUCAGGGGUCUGCUGCCCCUACCCAGGAGGGACCCUCUUUUACUCUGCUUCCCAGAGAGAAAGGGAGCCCGGAGUCUUCCUCUGCGCCGAGCAGCGUCUGGGAUCCGGCGACAGAAGGACACAGCAGUCCCAGCAAGCCGGUCAUUAUGAACAGCAAAAAGGCAGUGGAUAGUUCAGUCACUGAAACAAGGACUCCCAGCUCUCAGACACACAAUACAGAUGCUUUCAGGACCUUUGUUAAUGGUGAAGGAAGGACCGACAAUAUUUCUGUGUCUACAGCUUCAUUAGUUGCUACCACAUCAUAUACUGAAAUGAUCCAGUCCAGCAGUUUAGCCAAGGACUCAUCUUCAGUGAUGCAGACCAGAAUAGUUGAUGCCUCAUCAAGGACUAUGAAUACUGCUGAACUUGAAACAGUGCGUUCUCCCAAGACACCAGUUUCUUCAUUUUCAGAAGAUUAUAUUCUAGCCACUGGAAGCAGCCACUCUAUAAGUAGCAGCUGGGAUGCUGACAGAACAACAACGGGCUUGCAUACUGAAAGUAUGGACAGCAGUCUAACAACAGUCAGCAGAGGGGAAGGAAAGACUGCACAGUUUCGUACAGACAGUGUCACACAGACUGAUCCGGCAAGAACAGACCUUGCUGCUCAGACGGAAACCACCAUAUCUGAUCAGACCUCGUUCCCGUCUCCUGCAACACUGUCUAGAGGAAGGAGUACCACAUCAAACGCCACAGAGUUUGCUGAGCCUUCAGCACGGACUGUGCUUACCCAUUCUUACUUGUCUCCAAAUAUUGCUGUCGAAAAUAGUGAUCUGGCAAGAAGUAGCUCAAAUACAGAGAAAGGUAUUCCCAGUUCUCACACAGACACCUCGCCUAGUUCAGGUCUACCUGGCAGAGGUGAAGAGAGGACGUUACGAACUCUGAGAGACAUCAGCAGCUUCCAUAAUGCAACACAAAUGUCUAUCACCUCAAACAGUGAGAUAUCUGGCUCUUCUGUACUCACUAAUUCUCCUCAUGUGUUGACUCCACUACUGAGCAGUGAGAGGAACUUGCCAGUGGGGAAGCCUGAUUUCACUGAAGCAGCAGUGCUACAGUCUCAGUCUCCUUCAGACACAACAGCAGUUGGAGAUAAUAAUCAGGAAACAAGCAGUUCAGUUACAGAACAAGGAUUUUCUGGUUCUCACACAGACAGCUUGCCUGUUUCAGGUCCAUCUGAUGGUGGAGACAGGAUGUUACAGACUCUAACAAACUUAAACAGUUCUUAUAAUGCACAACUGCCAACAACCUCUGGUAGUUACAUUUCUAGCACUUCAGGCGUCACUGACUCUUCAUAUGUGUUGAAUCUAGAACUGACCAGUGAGACAAAUUUGUCACUGGGGAACACUGAUUUCACUGAAGCAGCAUUUUUACAUUUCAAGACUCCUUCAGAAACAACAGACCUCAGGAGUAGCCAGCAUACCUUUAGCAACUUCAAUAUAGAAAAAAGGACCACUCUGCCCGAGAGUACAUUUUCUCCUGCCACUCUUGUCGGAAGUGAAGAAGGGAAAUCUCUAACUAAUGGGAGCAAUUCCACAGAUGCAACACAGCCCUCUGCUUUUUAUUUGGAAGAUGUCAGUUCGUCAGAUUUAAUCCAUGCCUCAUCUGCUAUAGCACCAAGUGUAAGAAAUGCUAUCUUAUCAGCAGAGAUGGAUUUCACUGAGUCUUCAAACGAACCUUUGCUUACAUAUUCCUCCAGAAUCUCAGUUUAUUCACCAUCAACAAUAGAUUUUGCGAGCACUGGAAGCAGUCAUCAACCAGCUGAAGUUUCAGAUGGAGAGAGAAGGGUUUCCAGUGCUUCUACAGACAGCCUAUAUUUAUCAGCUACAUUCAGACAUGGUGGAGAGAGGACUUCAAGGUCUCUACCAGAUAAUAGCACAUCUCCUAAUGCAGGAGAAAGCAUCAGUUCUAAUACUGAAGCUGCCAAGUCUUCGGAUUCAACUCUGUCUUCUGUGGCAGAGACAGAUGAACAUAAUAUCUCAUUAAGUGAAGUGCAAUUCACUGAACCUUCUACUAAGCGCUUGCCAGAAUAUUCCUCUGCAGUUCCAGUGUACUCAACUUCAGCAAGGGAGUCGUCAACUGUUGGAAAUUAUCAGAAUUCAUUCAACAGCUCAAGUACUGAAACAAGGGUUUCACAUUCUUAUACAGCGACUGUGCACAGUUCAGUACAACUGAGCACAGGAGAAGAACAAACGUUACAGGCUAUAAUUAAUAGCACAUUGAUUGAAGUAACAGAAAGCACCUCCUUGUACAUGGAAAAAUCCAAAGCCUCAGAACAAAAUCCUUCCCCAUCAGAGGUAUACUCUCAAAGAACGGACUUCUCAGUACAAGACUUUGAUAUCUCUGGACCUUCAACAGAGACUUUUCAAAGUCUCCGCUCAUCAAAAAUACCGACUUAUUCUUCCUUUCAAAGUGAACAUUCAGACACUGGAACUGACUACCAGUCAAUGAGUAGCACUGACACUGGAAAAAGAACCUCUGUUUCUCAUACUGACAGCACACACAUUUCAACCACUUUUACAAGGGGUGGAGAAAGGACAUUACUCUCUAUUCCAAAUAACAGCACAUCAGAAAGUUCUACUUUCUAUGCAGAAAUUUCCAGUCCUUCAGAGUCAGUUCAGCCCUCAUUUUCUGUGACCCAGAGUAGAGGAAGUAACAUGUCAUUAAGUGAUGGGGAUUUCCCUGGACCAUCAACAGAACCUUUGACUAUACAAUCCCUGAAAACACCAGGGUACUCUUCUACAGUGAGUGAGCCACAUACAACUCCAUUUUAUUCAACCUCUGAAUCUACAUCUGCGAGCAGCUUAUUUUCAUCUUCCUCUCCAACAUCACCACAACAGGAUUCACUUCCACCAACACAGCCAACAAUUUUGUUUUCAUCAUCAGAAUCUUCUCCCCCAUCAACACCGCUACCAUCAACCUCUCAAACAACUUUAAUGACAUUUUCACCCAGGUUGUUACCAACACCACCACCCACACUACCUCCAUUUUCCUCUUUAUUGCCUUCACUCUCUUCUACAUCCCCAUUGUUACAGUCUAAUGAAAGUUUUGAAACCAGUGUCUCUAUGGCUGCAUCUGAAGGGACAACUGGAGUAGAUCCAUCCAUAUCUGGGAAUUCCCACAGUGAGUACAACAGUCAGACUGGGACAUAUCCAUUGAAAGAUAGCACUGGUCUGAGGUCAACAGGUUCUUCUCCUCUUCUGACUGAAACUACUGAACAGUUUAUAAACUAUUCUUCACCUGUGACCAUCUCCCUUAGGGAAACCAAGAGUUCAAGAGAGCAAAACUUUACUCUUCCAGGGACAAAUCUUGAAAAAACUAUUCCUGUUUUGACCACAUCUCCAACAUAUUUGUCUGAAGGUACUACAGUUGCCAAGACAGCAAAAGCAACAACUAGUAUGUUUCCAACUACAGCCUCUCAAAAAGAUGUCUUUAGUUUGGUGGAAGUAACAACAGGAGAAAAACUUACAAAGAUGACACAUACAACAUUAGGAUUGACUACUUGGACAUCAAGCACAAAUAAUCCAGUCACUACAAAACCACACAAAGUUCAUUCUCCCUCUUCUACUAAGGUAUCUUAUUCUUCUGGAACACCCUUGAAAGAGAUGGAAACGAGCCGAACAACUAGUGUUAAAGUCACAGCAUACAGAAUCCCUACUAUGGAUCCUCCCAGAAUGUUUUCUUCUAGCAAAACCACAAUAGGGCCUUUUCCUGCUUCGCCAGUUCCCACCAAAUCAACUAUGACUACAUCAUUAGGAAGUCCAAAAACAUCUGCAGUUUCCCAUGGAAAUGCCAAUGCGUGUACCACAGAUACUUGUCUUAAUAAUGGGAAAUGCAUUAUAGAUAGGUUGACAGGCAAAAUCCAGUGCCAGUGUUCAUCUGGUUGGCAAGGAGAAGACUGCAGCUCAGAUAUAGAUGAGUGUCUGUCUAACCCGUGCCCUGCCUUGGCCACAUGUACUAACACACACGGGUCAUUCCAGUGUAUGUGUUCCUUUGGCUACUGGAUGGAAAAAGGACAGUGCAAUUUAGUAAGAACAUUUGUGGGCCAGUUUCCAUUAACAUUUAACACAACUGGAGGGAAAUACUCAGAACUUCAUCAGGUUGAAGAAGCUCUAAUGAACAUGCUGAACAAUUCUCUUGCAACAUUGCCUGGCUAUUACAGUUCAACUGUUAAAGCAUCAAGGGAGGCAGGUAACAUCCAAGUUUCUGUCCAGAGCACCUUUUCUUUGGUCUCCAAUGUCACCCUUUUUGAUGUUACCAGUGCUGUGCGAAGCCAUAUCCGGGCCUGCAAAGUUCCCAAAGAGAAUUGCCAGUUCCUGUCUAAUUUUACACAGCUUCACAGAGUUGGAGGUCUGUGUAAACACAAAGAUCCGGAAUGCGACAAAGAAACUUCUGUGUGCCUGGACUUGGAUGGCAUUGCGGUUUGCCAGUGCAAGCCUGGAUACUUCAAAUACAACAAACUGGAUCACUCCUGCAGAGCUUGUGAAGAUGGGUAUAAACUUGAGAAUGGCACUUGUGUGAGUUGCCCAUUUGGACUGGGAGGAUUCAACUGUGGGAAUCCUUAUCAGCUAAUCACCAUUGUGAUUGCAGCUGCUGGAGGUGGACUUCUGCUCAUCAUGGGAAUAGCUCUCAUAGUCACAUGCUGCCAGAAGAACAAGAAUGACAUAAGCAAACUCAUUUUCAAAAGUGGAGACUUCCAGAUGUCACCAUAUGCUGAAUAUCCCAAAACCCCUCGAGCUCAGGACUGGGGGAGAGAAACCAUCGAAAUGCAAGAGAAUGGAAGCACCAAAAACCUAUUACAAAUGACAGAUGUUUACUAUAUGCCAGCCAAUCUAAGGAACCCUGAACUAGAAAGAAAUGGAGUCUAUCCUCCCUACACCGGCUUGCCAGGUUCCCGACACUCCUGCAUCUAUCCUGGACAGUACAAUCCUUCCUUCAUUAGCGAUGACAGCAGAAGAAGAGACUAUUUUUAACAGAAUCAUAGAAGGAAGUUGGAGAAGGGGAAUUUCAUGCUACUUGUUUCCUGUCAUUAGACAACUCCGAUGGUGUCACAACAGCAUGCAGAAAGGGGACGUUGAACCCUUGAAGAGCACUGAACAGCGUUUCCUGAAAGGAGCCAUUCCUAGCUGUUGUUGAACAGCAAAGAGAAGGCAGGGGGAAAGAGCGGGCCAACUUGCAGGUUGUUCAGAAAAGCAAGCAAAAUGCUGCAUGGAGUUUCCGUGCGUGUUCUGCGUGGUUCCGCGCCACUAAUUGUGGCACAUAACAUGAAUUUGAUAAUAGAGCACUAAAGCAAAACUAACCAACACUGUGGCUGACACUCAAAAUCUAAUACCACUAGGGUGUGUUGUGUUUACAGAUAGUUAUCUAGUGCUGUGUUUGUAUUGCCUACUUGGCCAACCUUUUGUGCAAAGCUGCCUUGAGUGAACAUUAUGGAAAAAGCCUUUCUCCGUCACCGGGUAUCUGUUAAUAGGUACUAGUGGGGUGCCCACCAAAAUGGAGGGGAUGUGUACAGGCAGGUGACCUAAAGGCAAGGGAGACCUUGUGUAACUGGCAGAGUCCAGAGGUGGUUUUUUUCCAAGAGAAGAUGUCCUCCUGUUUCUUCCUGAUCUACCUGUCAAUCAGUUGUAUUGAUUUAGUGAUAAUCCUGCUUAUUGCUGCUCUCUGUUUCCCCCUAUUCAUUCCCGACCGUUCAUUUCCUUGAAUGUUACAAAUGGCAGUCAUUCCCCUCUACCCAUGCUUUCUUCAACCACAGCUGUUCUUUUCAUCUGACCUCUUGCUGUAUUGGUUAUGUAUGGCAUUCUCAUACAAUACCAUUUUGCAAACAAAUUUUUCUGUCUUUUCCCUGCUAAAAUGUUGGGAGUUUGUUUUCUCAGUUCAAAAGGUGAGGGUUGGUCACAGCAAAUACUGUUGUGCGCGUACCAGUAUAUUUGGAUUUACACAUUCUGAAAUUUUGGACCAGAAGAUAUUUUGAGGUCCUCCUGAAUCAUCACUGGAUUCUGGCAGAUAUUAUAUAACAUACUGCCAGAGUGUACCCUCAAAUUCAGUUGGGAUAUUGGUUGAAUUUCGCCACUAACUGUUCAAUACACUUCAAAUCAACAAAAUGUUCAAUUUUAGCUUCCCUUUAUCAGAGUGCUGCCGCCGCCACCAAACUUACCUCUGAGAGAGGGUAAAUUCAUACAACUGGUUUAAAUGGCAACCAACUAGUCUAUCAGCUCUGGCCUUCCUUACCAUUGGCAAGAUGGUGACCCUUGAGAAAUUAUGGAGAAUAGCAAUUUUACGUAUUCAAGCAAAUGAGGGAUUACUGUAGUUGCCAUUUGCAAACUGGAACAUGAGACGCACCCUAAGUAGCUUGAGGCUUAGCUAAGGCAUCUUUCAGACGCAGACACUGCAUGUCCAUGGCUGAAGCAGCCAGAUAACAUUGCAUCCUGUUGUGAGGGAAUUGUCAUCUAUUAGCACUUAAACUCCAUGUUACUUGUAAAUUUUAAUAUUUCUAAAGCAGCCUUUAGUAAUAUUACUAAAGCUCGACUGUAGCUUUCCCUUCUCUGUGGAGGAAAGUCAUGCUACUGUCACAGAUAACUAUUGGAUGGUGUCUGGGACUUGUUAUACAAGGCAUCUCAAAUCUGCCUCAUGCCACUUUGAAAAUGUCCAAAAAUAUGCAUCUUCUCCUCUUUGCUCUCUUCAGCAGCCAGGUGCUUAAUGACUACAGCACUCAACUGCAUACUCCUCACUAUUUGGGGAGGUUGGAAUCAUUUCUCAAUUUUUGGCAAGAACAGCCUCUUUGCCUUUCAUAACUUGAAGAAAAUGAAUUGGAUUAUGGCCACUGCCAGUACAACUCUAGUGAUCUCGUGUUGCUAUCUGUGAAACCGAUCAGAGAGGAGUCUGAGGGACCACGAGUACUCAUUUGUUGCUAAACCUUGCACGUUCCUAUUGUCCAUUGCAUUUACUGAUGGCAGACGGGGGGGGGGGGGAGAGACACAACCCCAAGUUUUGUCCUGAUCAGACUUUGAUACCUGAAUGUUCUAAAGAGGGUGCGGUGUUCUGAGAGGAGAACUUUGAACAGUGUUUGUACAGGAAGCUGGCAGGAAUGACUGAAUGAUGAAUGCAAUGCAACUUAUUUAUGAAUUACUUUGAGGAAGGGGUGACUAGUGAGAGGUCAAGUUUGAAGAUUAUGCUAUAGCAUUUGGAAAAGGAAAGUCUGAAGCAGGUUUUCUUAACCUUGGGCCCCCAGAUGUUUUUGGACUACAAUUUCCAUCAUCCUCAGCCACAAAGGCCAUAUCUGGGGAUGAUGGAAGUUGUAGUCCAACAACAUCUGGGGGCCCAAGGUUAAGAAACCCUGGUCUAAAGCAGUCUAUACCACCUGUGUGUUUCAAGCCGGGCAACAGAAUGAAGAUCUGAAUGAGAUACAAGUUUUAACUUGUCCAGCACUUUGUCUUCCCAGGUGGCCAACACAAAGGGAAAAGGGCCACACCCUUCAAAGAAAUCACAAAAAGGAAGAAGGGAUCCAAGGGUACAGAAUAAAGCAAGACAUGAUGGGUUCAGCUAAGCCCUGUUUGUCCUCAGCAUCUGGUAUUCCAAAGAGCUUCAUCUUUCAAUACAGAGGCUACUUGCUAUUGAGACACCUAUCAUCUGCAAACUUGUCUUAUAAAGUCAUUAGACAGUCUAACUUGGAUUAAAGUAAGCAGGCACCUUCCUGUCUUUCCCGUCUCCUGCCUCCAUUCAGAAGAUGUGGCGGAAGGCACAGGGGAGCACACACACCACGUCAGUGGCAGAGGAGAGGGCGAGGGGGAGAGCCAAGUCAGGGCACACCAGCAGGGUCUGUGUGGGCUGCCUGUGGCCUGAGGCUGAUCAGUGAAGAAUACUCUUCGAACAGAUGUUGGUUGACAUCCAGACUAAUGCUGCAUUAGUGGAAACAUGUUGUACUCGCGAGCUCAGCUAAAUCGACAGCUCAUGUUGCAGGCGAAUGCUGCGCUAGUGCAACAGGAUGCACGUGCACAGCCUGUGGUACACCUCCUGCUGUGGACCAUUUUCCUUCGUGUUGCAGGGAAUUAUGCAAAGUUCUCUACUGUGCUUGCUGUGCCAACACGACGUCUGCACGAGCAGACCCACAGCACACGAGAUUGAGGAACUCUGAACAUCUGCUCAGCAACGCGACCUUGUGUGGGUCCACCUUUGUUUGCAGCCUUAGUGCAGCAGCAGCUGGUCAGUGCAGUCAGCUCUAAUGGAUCUCAUUGUGCCAACCAUCUGCUCAGAGUGCGUGCGCACACAGGAAUCCACAUGUAGCGGCAUGGGAACAACCCACCCCUUUUGUAUGAGGGCCUGUUGAUGAGGAUCUUUGACUUGGCACAAAACCCCAACUCUUAGAGGCCCACUUUUCUAGGAAACGUUCAGUUCAGCUCCUCAGUUCAGCUGAUAAAACUGUUGCCAGAUUCCACUGGACUGCUUCAGGCUUUCAGUCACAUCUAGGCACUUAGGGAUUUUUCACAGUAGAUGCUCGGCACCCUCAGCAAAUUCCAGUUCCCAAGAUGCUGUAGAGAACACCAUGACAGUUAAAUUGGCAUAUAAUUUAUACUCUUUUGGGGGGGUGUAAAUAUACUCUUUAAAAUAUACAUAAUGUUACACCCCCCCCCCCCAGUGCAGGCUGAAUAGAGUACCAUUGUGAUGUCAAAUGAACCAAUUAAACAAGCAACAAGACCAGACACUUCCCAGUAUCACAGGGAACCAAAAUGAUACAUUAUUUUAUUUAAUAGAAAUGACUGACUCCAGUUUGGCUGAAUCUAACCAUUUUAAAAUACGUUAUUUUAUGUGAUAUGUGUGCUCUCUUUUUUAAUCUGCUGACCAUGACAGUUUUGAAUCUGUGUUAAAUAUCCUUUUUUAUGAGGCAAAGCUUGAAAUCUUUUGACACUGUAGUGUUUUGAAAAAAGAGCGGCUCUGAGACUAAUUGCACUUGUGCAGUGUAAGACCCUCCAGCAGAAUUUUCUCCUGUGUGGCAUAUGCAAAAGAUUGUAACUGAAAUGGUCAUAUGUUGGAAUCCUUAUUCUUGCUAAAUUAUUAUUAAGGACCUUGAGAGAUCCUUUGAGAGAGAAAGAGAGUGGGAGUGAGAGUUCAUUGUUUCAUAGGAAAGGCCUAUGGAAUGUGAAAGAACACUUAUGAAAUCUUAUAAGGCUUAUUGGAGAGUUAUAUCUCUGUUACAUGAUUCUGUGGAAAGUCUGAAUAGAAAUGACUGUACACAACAAAGUUGUUGUUGUUUGCUUUCUUCCAUCCCAAAGGAAAAAUGCUGAGGAAUUUAAUCUACAAACAGAAAAUCAUUCUCCUUUUUACCACUGUCCCAGCUGCCUUUCAAAUGGCGUCUGAUAUCUACCAUCUCUUUCAAAUGCGAAGGAUGCAGCCUUGCUCUGUGUCUUCAUCAUGACUCUGAAUGUACAGUCAGUUGACUUGUGAUUAUGUAUUGUACAUUGUUCUGGAUUUCAGCUUUGCAUAUCUGUGAACAUAACUUCUGAGUUUUGUUUAUUUUAAUUUCUGAGCACAGUGUUAUUUAAAGUUGUAUCUCAUGUGCAACCUCCACUAAUUAUACAGUACUGUAGUUGCAAAGUAUCAUUUUUAAGGAUUGGAUUAUUUUUAUACCAGCAUCCAACAUGUUAUAAAUCUGGCGUUCUAGUCAGUAUGAUAAAAGGAUACAAUAAAAGUAUUAAUAAUAUGCUGAA